Molecule: messenger RNA, 2322 nt
Organism: Telopea speciosissima
Lineage: Eukaryota; Viridiplantae; Streptophyta; Magnoliopsida; Proteales; Proteaceae
Product: mRNA-capping enzyme-like
Exons: 17
Coding region: 104-2185 (693 amino acids)
Biological process (GO): 7-methylguanosine mRNA capping; DNA recombination; protein dephosphorylation
Molecular function (GO): mRNA 5'-triphosphate monophosphatase activity; protein tyrosine/serine/threonine phosphatase activity; DNA ligase (ATP) activity
Source: RefSeq, a predicted model, not a curated record
AGGCAAUGAGUGAAAUGUUUUUGUUGAUGUAAAUAUUAAUGAAAUAACCUUGAGCAACCUAAACAUAUCUACACACUGCCAAAUGCGGCUUGGUGGAUGUUGAAUGAUUUUCUCUAUGGACUUAAAUGCCUCACCGUUACCUGAAGAAGAUGAUGAAGCGAUCUUUGAAGAUCAUGAUCACGAAGAUCACGUUGAAGGACGACUUGCAAUGGAAGAACAUGUAGAGACUGCAGUUGAAACUUUUCGCAGAGAGCGUGAAGAACGACGUCAACGAUUGAGAAGGGAAUACCAAGAUGAGGGCCCAAACCGCUCAUUACAGCAACCGAGAAAGGAUCUUGUUUCUCAAACUAAAAGACCUAGAUCUUAUGACAGAUUUAAGCCUCCAUCUGGUUGGCUGGAUUGUCCUCCUUAUGGCAAGUGUAUGGAUUUCUUAAUCCCUUCUAAAGUUCCUCUUGGGGAGUCUUUCAAUGACUCUGUUACUCCUGGUAAAAGAUAUUCUUUGAGACAAGUGAUUCAUCAACAAAAAGUGGCUGGCAGAGAGUUUGGCUUAGUAAUUGAUCUGACAAACACCACUCGCUACUAUUCUCCGGCGGAUUGUAAGAAACAAGGUAUUAAGCAUGUUAAGAUUGCAUGCAAAGGAAGGGAUUCUGUACCUGAUAAUGAGUCUGUAAAUAACUUCGUGUAUGAGGUCUUCCAGUUUUUGUCCCGCCAAAAACAAUCCAAGAGGUUUAUUCUUGUCCAUUGCACUCAUGGGCAUAAUCGCACAGGCUUUAUGAUCAUUCAUUUUCUUAUCCGUUCACAAUCUAUUUCUGUCACUGAGGCUAUACAAAGAUUUGCUAGUGCACGCCCGCCAGGAAUAUAUAAACAGGACUAUAUUGAUGCAUUAUACACUUUCUAUCAUGAGAGGAAACCUGAAACAGUCACUUGCCCACCAACCCCAGAGUGGAAAAGAUCUUCUGAUUUUGACCUGAAUGGUGAAGCUGUGCCAGAUGAGGAUGAUGAUGGUGGUAUAGCUGUUUCUUUGCAUCAAGAUGACCAUGUAGAAAAUGAAGUAAUGACAAAUGAUGAUGUCAUGGGAGAUGCAAUACCUGCUGACCAGCAAGAUGCAAUGCGACAGUUCUGUUAUCACACUCUCAAAUUGGGUACAGGGGCGAGACGAAUCUUACAGUUUCCAGGCUCGCACCCUGUAUCUCUCAACAGGGAAAACUUGCAAUUGUUGAGACAACGGUAUUACUAUGCGACAUGGAAAGCUGAUGGAACACGCUAUAUGAUGCUCUUGACUUAUGAUGGAUGUUACUUGAUUGAUAGAAACUUUUGUUUUCGAAGGGUGCAGAUGCGGUUUCCGACAAGAAACACAAAUGAGGGUCUACCUGAGAAGACUCACAACUUAACAUUACUUGAUGGUGAGAUGAUAAUUGACACUGUUCCAGAUACACAGAAGCAGGAGAGAAGAUACUUGAUCUAUGAUCUGAUGGCCAUUAAUGGGACGUCUGUCGUAGAGCGGCCCUUCUACGAAAGGUGGAAGAUGCUUGAGAAAGAAGUGAUCGAACCUCGAAAUUUGGAACGCCAGCAUAUAAAUCAUAGUAGAAAUUCUUCCUACAGAUAUGACCUGGAGCCAUUCAGGGUGAGGAGAAAGGAUUUUUGGUUGCUAUCUACUGUUAACAAGCUUCUAAAUGAAUUUAUCCCAAGGCUUUCACAUGAAGCAGAUGGUCUUAUCUUUCAGGGCUGGGAUGAUCCUUAUGUUCCCCGUACCCAUGAGGGCCUCCUGAAAUGGAAAUACCCUGAAAUGAACUCAGUUGAUUUUCUCUUUGAGCUGGAAGACGAAGAUAGACAACUACUUUAUCUUCAUGAACGGGGAAAUAGGAAGCUCAUGGAAGGGAAUCUGGUUGUGUUUAAAGGUGACUUAGAUCCUUCUGCAUUUUCAGGGAAGAUUAUAGAGUGUUCGUGGGAUUCUGAGGAAGAGGUCUGGGUAUGUAUGCGCAUCAGGGCAGACAAAUCAACACCAAAUGAGUUCAAUACCUACAAGAAGGUGAUGCGAAGCAUAAGGGAUAAUAUCACAGAGGAUGUCUUGUUAAAUGAAAUUGGUGAGAUUGUUCGUCUACCCAUGUACGCAGACAGGAUAAGGAAUGAUAGCAAAGCAGCCCAAAUGCACCACCAGCACCAAAAUUCAGCGCGACGAAAAUGAUGGCGGUUGAUCUACAUUAAGUUGCUAGUGUUCACAUAAAAUAGCGAUGAUGCCACACUGCUGUGGAAGUAGUGUAGUUAGUAUCCAAUGAUACCCCUAGGCGUAGUCUCAUAGCAUGUGCGACACUGUUAGAGUUG